AACUUGUGCAUUGACCUGUCGGUAUUCCAGGACGACAAUCUCGUCCUGGUCGUUCACCUCGACGCAACGACCCAUCUUUAUCUUUUACUUACUGUUCAUUCCGAUGACCUGAUACGCCUGUUCUUGCUUAAAAGAUGCAGACCGCACCUGCUUACUACCCGCAACCUCUGAUGGCGAAGCAAACGUCAGGGGACAAUCUGCGGGCUUCAGUCGGACAUCUGCUUUCAAGAGCAUAUAUGCUGCCAUGUUCUGCAGCAGCACAGGCAUUCACUCAGCUGGUUCAACCUACGUCGCGUUUUCAGCUGGCUCUUGAAAUGUUAUUUCCUCUCCUGGAUUCCCCUGUAGAUCUUCAGAAACGUAUUCUCGUGUCUUAUAUUUUAUACUCACUAUAUGCGCCGCACCCAAUCGCUAUGAACCCAUUCAAGUCAGCCCUCGUCUAUACAUUCACCAAAGAGAAGGAUAUAGCUGUGAAAGUCGCAUCUUCCGGUGGAGUUAGCGAGAAUGAACAGCUAGUCUGGGUAUUAUGGAAGAUCUUAAGAGGCGACGGGAGUGAUAUUGGGCCCUUCACUCCCAGUAAUUUAGCGACUUCACCGGUUCCUCCCAGGUUGAGAGCGUCCAAUCUCAGUUUGGAGGGUGAUAUUCCAGAUCGACCGAAGUUUGAUCCAUUUGGACAAGCUGCCUCUGCGGAUAACGUCAAUGCACAAGAAGGGGCGGAAGAACGAAGCAGCAGCGCGUCUGAGCUCCUCGCUACCGAGUCUAGGGUUUCUUCUGAGAAUGAUAAGGAGGUCAGCAAGUUUUCGGAGGGGAUGUCCUUGCUCCUUGCCGCGCGGGAGCGUGUACUUACUCUCUCCGAACAACGUACUCUGGUACCCCUGGUUCCACAGUUAACAGAUUCUUCAGCAAUCACAUCCGUAGAUUUGGCACCUAUUAUAUCGACCAACCCCGCGAUAGCUCAGCCUCUUCUAAGUGCUUUGCUCUCGCGGGCUUCGUCGGAUUCACUUGGUGUAGCGCUUUACCUCGAAGUUUUGCGACAUCUUCCACCUACUUUGCCUUCGUUUGACCUACUUGGUCGUCUGCUACGGGAUCCUACUGCCCUUACGGACCCUGCUACAGGAGGACGAACCACUAUCGCGGAUCUUGUGCGGACGGAAGCUCUUGGCUGGUUCAUUCAUGAGGCCAUUGCUUGGCUUGACCACGCUGAACAAGAAGAGAAGGCUGGCAACAUCAGUGACGAUCGCUUUGCCCAAGGGCUUCAGAACCUCUGCCGCUUCUUCAACUCACUCAUUAAAUUGGGUAUAAUGGACCCAGCCUCCGACGCCGACUCUGCUGAAAUGCUCCACUUCACGCUUCGUAAUUCUCGAUUUGAAGAUGCAAACGUGCUUUAUCGCGUUCUUGCCAUGGGUAAAUUGUGAAAGUCAAUGUAAAUUAUUCCUUCCAACCCUUCAUGUUAGGACUCACUGUAGCGGAUAUACUUACUCAUCAUUUCUUCUGUGACGAUGUUUUGCAGAUGUCACUUAGCGUACUUCACCCUACUGUAACUCAUAUACUCAUACCUCGUUUAAAUUAUACUUUAUAUGUGGCAAGCCGAUGGUUGUAUUAUGUCUCAUAACUGGUCCCGUUUAUGCCUACCAUGUAUAUGCCCUCUACUAGACGUUCGUAUGAAUAUUAUGUGGUCUUCAUUUUCACGCCUAGCCAUAAACUGGAAGCAAACUC
Molecule: messenger RNA, 1713 nt
Organism: Somion occarium
Lineage: Eukaryota; Fungi; Basidiomycota; Agaricomycetes; Polyporales; Cerrenaceae
Source: the annotation of a GenBank genome assembly